UAUAGUUUGACCAAGAAGACGGUCGACCUUUGGCAUUCGAUACAUUUGUUUACUAUACCAAUCAAAAUGGAUCAGAUGUUCUUUGGAGUCCUAAAGGAACCAAGAGGUAUCCUAAAGCCGAUAGAAUGGCUGCUGGCUAUAUUUGCAUUUGCAACCAUGACGGGAUCGCAGCUCAACAUAGCAUUUGAUGUGACUUGUAAAGAUGGCAACGUUACUCAAGCACCUGUCAACUUACAAUUGUCCUCUUCCUACCCCUACAGGCUAGAAGAUGCCAAGAUUGAAACUCAAUUGUGCAACCAGUCUGUGAGCCAAGCACUGCUGCAGGGUGCUGGUGGCUCGUCACAAUUCUAUGUGUUUGUCGGGGUCAUGGUCUUCCUCUACUGUAUGGCCGCCCUUGUGCUCUACAUCAUGUUCGACCAGACGUACCGCAAACAUAACGCCUGCACCAUCGGGGACUUCAUCAUAUCUGGUGUGAUUGUAGCCCUGUGGCUUAUCGGAUCCUCAGCAUGGGCCCAGGGUGUGACGGAUCUGAAGUACUACACCAACCUCGAGGAGUCUGGCUAUUUCACACAUAUCAAGAGUGUCUGUAGUAAUGGAAACACCUGCGUGCAGACCAGGAAUGCCAACUUCGCGAGCCUGAACGUCUCCAUUAUAUUUGGCUUCCUGAACAUGGUUGUCUGGGCUGGUAACAUGUGGUUCCUGUUCAAGGAAACCCCCUGGCAUAAGGUGAACCAGUCCAAGCCUCCAGAGUUUUCUGGUGCAACCUCUGGCCCGACUGACCAGCAGAGAAUAUAGUGCAGUGUUACCAACCUCUGUCUAGAAUAAAAAAUAGUAGAGUGUAGCCUCCAACAUGCUUAGUUGAGGGUAACCUGAGUGUAGUGGAUUGUAACCUGUAAAUCUAUAUUGAUAUUUUUUGUGAAAUGUUUUUUGUUAUUGAAAUAUCCCAUUAACUUGCUUAAGUUUUGUUGAAUACACUUUGCAAACUGUUAUAAGAAGAAAAAACAUUUUUAACAAUUCUUUCUUCAGCCACCACAAAUUUAAACUAAUUGAAAAACAAAGCUUAAAGGUUACUCUGUUAUUGUAAAUGUAAGUAAAGAAUACAUUUUGUAGCUUGUCUGAUUGAGACCAUUGUUCAAAUUGUGUGAAAUUAUUUUUUGUUUUUGGACAUAAUAUCUAUGCCUUGGUAUUUAUCAGAAUUGGUGUUGUUUCGGUGUUGCAAUGUUACAAACAGUUUAUCCAUUACUUGUUGCAUUUUGUAGAUAAUCAUUCAAUGGUUCACCAAACAUUUCAAUACAUGUUGUUGUUUUUAAAACCAAAGCAAAAUUUGCUUUACUUUUUUUAGGCUUAUUAGUGAAAUACUAUGAUCAUUUUUUCGUAAAAGGCAUGAUAUUAUGUUUGGUAAGUAUGUAAUAAAGAUGCAUUCUAUUUUUGAAGUAAUUGUUUGUGGCUAUUAGUAAACAUUUAAGGAAAUAAAGAGUUUGAUGGGAUGCAUAAGUUGCAUAAAAUUUGUAAUGAAAAUACUUGUUUAAGCAUAAUUAUGAUGAUGUAAAGUUGUUAAAACAGGGGCUCUUAUGUUCAGGAUUAUUCCUAAGAUCAGGAUUUUGAGCUUUUAAAAUCAGACUUUUGUUCAGUCAAAAAGAUAUUUUUUGUGCUCAUACUUGUGCAUAAAAAGCAAAAAGAAGUAUUUUGAAAUUAAUAUAAUGGAAACAAUUUCAAAAGGGGUCUUAACUGCUUUUGGCAUACAUACCUCACACUCGAACAGACCUUUCACUUUUUUUCAGGAUUGACAAUUCUCAGCUGUUUGAACCCCUGUUUUAAGUAUAUGUAGUAUUUUUGUAUUUCAUUUUUUGCACCUUCAUCAAUUUGUAUUCCAGUCACAUUUUUUUCAGGGAAUAUUUGGAUAUUAAUUGUCUUAUAAUGGCUAUUGAAUUUUGAAUUAAUUAAAACAAAAAAAAACAUUAAAAGAAUAGUACUGCGAUCCAAAAAAAUAUCUAGUUUGGUAUGAUUAUUUUCAAAUUUGAUUGUCAGAGAGAAAAAAGCUGCAUGAAAAGUGCAACAUUUCUGAGAAUAUAGGUGGGGAAUAAAGAUGUGACAAUCAAAGUUUUUAUAGUUUAUUAGACUAAAAGAAAAGUCCUCAAAUCAUGAUUUAAUAUUUGUUGAUAUAAAACAUUAAGAACGGAAAUUCACAUUUGUAGUUAUAAAAGAAAAGGUUUUAAAAUUCGUAAAAAAACAACAGCACACAUCAUAGGAAGAUUCUUUUGAAUUCUGUAAACAUUAAGAUCUAGCGACAUUUUAUUUAACUUUUUUGUCCCGGCCAAUCCUAGUGCCUAAUAUAUACAUACAUUUAUUUAAAAUAUGUUUGUGUUUAAUUUGUGGCAGUUUAUAAUAUUAUUGUAAAUUUUCUUAAAAUAUUUUUUAGCUUAGUUUUGUAAAUAUGUGUGAUAAAUCAUAUGGAAACUAUUUUGUAUUUGAUAUGACCUGAUUGAAACUGAAUUUAUGUAAAAGCUAUCUAGAUUUUGGAAUCUCGAUGAAAAUGGUGACAAUUCUUUUUGAUCAUCUAUUCAAAACCCAAGUGAAAAUCACUAGCAACUGUAUUUUAGCUUAACAUUUUUUUUUAUAAUCCCUGUUUUUCAUUUUCAUGUAUCUACGCAAUGUCUAGCGUUAAAGGCAUUCAGGUAUGAUUCUAGAAAAUCUUUUGCUAUGAGAAAGAAAACUUUGCAAGAUCAAAUCAAUUUUACAAUCACAAGGCUUGGAUUUAUAAUAUUCUGUUCAAAUGAGUACAUGAACAUCUAUCAGUUGCUGUUUGUAUAUAAAGUAAGUGAAAUAACUAAACUUGGAUAAAGUUCAAAAUAAAUUACUGCUAACACAAAAUCUGUGAGUUCAACAAAGUUUUAAAAUAAACCAUUAUCAUCACAAAAUAUGUGAUUCUCUAUAAAGAAACAUUUAAAGAUUUAAAAAUUGUUUUCAGUGAGAAAUGAAACAAGUAUUCAAAUGGCAUUUGGCUUUGCCUGUAAAUAGCACAAAUUAAUUCUUUCAGGGUUUAUUUAUUGGUACCCGUAAUACUAUUCCAAAAGUUUAAAAAAGUGCCAUCAUAAAAUCUGUGAACAAUUCUGUUUAAGGUAAUUCAUCCAUCAUUAAUACAAAAACUUGCUUCUGGUAAAGUUUUAUUUUAAAGUUUUCACAGAGGACAUUUUUGUAUAGGCAUUAAUUUAGAUUAUCUCAGAAACAAAUUAAUGAAAUUGCCGUGUAAUCCUAGUAAAAUAUUGUUUAAUUUUCUCCCUUUAAUGUAAUCCAUGCAAAAAGAACAUUAUGGUUGAUCGGUAUUCAGUAAUCAAACAUAGAAACUAAUCAGUGUCCACAUCUAAAAUGCACUAAUACAUCUUUCAUAUGCACUAAUACAUCUUUGCAUCCUAAUGAUGGAUGGCUUACCUCAAGGAAAGAUUGAAAAGAAAUCCUUUUUUUUAUUAUGCAAUGAAACAAGUCUUCAAAGGAUGGUUGCUUUUGCCUGUAAUGUCAUUGAUUAACUACUUCAGGAUUUAUAUACCAGUAGUAAUAUUCCACAAUGUAUAAAUUUGUAUUUUGUUUAUCACAUAGUGAAAUUCAAUCAUGUUAAAUGCUUGUGCACAUCUAAUGCUGAUUUAUUUUAUAUGUAAUCCCUACAAGUACUUAUCAAGAUACACUGCUUUCUCAUGUUAAUAAGAUACACUGCUUCUAAUGUUAAGGUACACUGCUUUCUCAUAUUAAGGUACACUGCUUUCUCAUGUUAGGAUACAUUUGCCUUCAUUACUUUCUCAUGUUAAGGUACAUAGCUUCCUCAUGUUAAGGUACAUUGUUUUCUCAUGUUAAGAUAAAUUGCUUUCUCAUGUUAAGGUUCAUUGUUUUCUCGUUUUCAUAUUCAUUGCUUUUUCAUGUUAAUGUCAUUUUUUUUUGACACAAACUUGCAUUCCAGUGUUACUGUUGUGUGUUUUCACUUUAGUUUGUUUGAGCAUAUUAACCCAUCAGCAGCCAUUUGUAUAAAAUUGGUUAAGUCUUUGAUUCGGUUUAAGUUGACCAAACUAUUUAUUGACUUGUCAUUAUGUAUCCAGUAAUAACUUUUGACCAAUCAAAUUGCUUUGAAGUGAAUAAAUUAUCCAGGUUUAUACACUUGGCUUCAGUUAGUCUGUGUUAAAGCAAAAUAUAAUCCAAUUUGUUUUUGAUUACAAGAUUAUUGAAUACCUUUGUACUUUUUUCAGAAUGAGUGUGAAUAUGUGUGCCUAUUGUGUAAUUUUGGUUUUGCUGUGUCAUGUUUUCAUUUUUCUGAAGUUCGGUGUUUGAAACUAGCAUUGUAGUUUUACAUUAAAGUUGUGCUCUAAAAUUGUUAGACUAAGUCUUGAAGAUAUUCGGAUACAAGAUCGAUUUGGAAUCACAACUUUCGAUGGCAUUGAAUUGAAUUGGAUAGAAUCUCAAUUAAUGAAUUGUUAUCCUUAGUUAGGAUUCCUAACUAUGUAGCUCUUUGAAUUGCAAAAUGGUCAGGUGACAUGAAUUUACAAUUGUAGGCUAUUUGGAAAAUCUUGUUUGUAUUUACGUAACAUCAGGAUAUUAGUAAAGUAAAGAAUACAAUCGGAACGCCUCGGCCAUCUCCGCCAUACGACAAGCCUUGUCUGAUCAUGUAUGCUGGUGCAUUGGUAAAAAUAGUUAUAAUAGAAUUAAUUAAUUGUAGUGUUUUUACGAGCAAUUUUUAUUACUAAGACCAAAAUGAUUUCCUUGUUCAGUGCAUUAUUGCAUAUACCAUUAAGUAUCCUAAGAGUUAAGUUAUUAGGUUAACUGCUAAAUUGAAAUUACUAUGCGAUCUACUUGCAGCAUAAAGAAUUCUGACAUUGUAAACCGUCCAUAUAUAUCCGAGGUUGUUAUCAAACAAAAUGGCUGGGGUUAAAGAAUUGUGUGAUCUCUAAAAUGAAGAGUACACCAGAACACACAAACUAAGGUAUCCAUAUAUAAAACUAGUUGUUUUAUGAGGCAAUUGGAGAUAAUAUUUGCCUGGUGUCUCCUUAUAAUGUUGGAAUUAUUUGAAAGGUUAUUGGUAGGUUAAUUAAAUGAUUAAAAAUGUACAUUACAACUUUAAUCAAACUGUUUCCUUUUUAGCAAUUUUCUUUUUGAAAUUUGCUUUAAUUUUUCCAUAUUAUUUCUCUACCUUACAAACCCUUUCAAAUGUGUCCAAAAUAUUAUGUGGUCAGCAGGCAUCCAAAAUUCACAUAUUUGUACAUGUCAUGUUUUAAACCGUUUAUAAAAAAAUGCACAUACAACAUGUAGUUAUUUUGGGUGAUUAAUCUUACUAAUAUAGAAUAUUUAAAUCAUUGUAUAGAUAUAGACUAUUAGAAAUGUUGUAUAUCAAGUAUAAGACAUGUAUGUACAUGUAUAAUUAGUUAUGUUACAUUUUUCAUAUUAUAAGAAUGAUAUUGUAUGCUAGGGUGGGUGUGUUUUUGUUUAUUUUAUAUUGCAGAUCUGGCAAAUAAACGUUUAAAAUAA
Messenger RNA from Mya arenaria, 5505 nucleotides. RefSeq names its product synaptophysin-like. Gene Ontology annotation, cellular component: synaptic vesicle; synaptic vesicle membrane. The transcript has 6 exons. The record is from RefSeq and is a predicted model, not a curated record. The coding region runs from base 67 to 795 and encodes 242 amino acids. Lineage: Eukaryota; Metazoa; Mollusca; Bivalvia; Myida; Myidae.